AGGGGCCCCCGAACCAUGGCUCAGGACCAUUCUGUCUUGGGACUCCAGCUUCUCUGUCUCCCUUCUUUCCGCUCGUCCAGCAACCCUCCACAAUGGCCGAAGGCGCACCCGCUGCUGACUUCAGCGCAGACCAGAUUGAGGACUUCAAGGAGGCUUUCGGUCUCUUUGACAGAAUCGGUGACAGUCAGGUGGCCUUCAACCAGGUGGCCGACAUCAUGCGCGCCCUGGGACAGAACCCCACCAACAAAGCUGUCACAGAGAUCCUCGGCAACCCCACCGCCGACGACAUGGCCAACAAGAGGUUGAACUUCGAGGCCUUCCUGCCCAUGCUGAAGAAGGUGGACUCCAUGCCCAAGGGAACCGUGGACGACUACGUUGAGGGUCUCCGCGUCUUCGACAAGGAGGGCAACGGCACCGUCAUGGGCGCUGAGCUGCGUAUUGUGCUGUCCACCCUGGGAGAGAAGAUGUCUGAGCCAGAGAUCGAUGCCCUCAUGCAGGGACAGGAGGACGAGAACGGCAGUGUGCACUAUGAGGCUUUCGUCAAGCACAUCAUGUCUGUGUAAGAGGCCACAGCUGGACGUGCUGCAGCGCCCCCUAGUGUGAGGACAUCCACACUGUCUAAAGACCAACCCGGAAAGAUAAGGACUAUGUGCGCUGGCGGGAUGUUGAAGCUAACCCUUUCCUUUGUAUAUUGUUUUCCUUCUCUGGUCGUACCCCCUCCUCUCCGCCCACUGUAGCCCACCUCGCUGCCUCUCCCCCCCGGGCACGCCGUCUCCACUCGUCAUGGGGUGAGGAACGGGGGAGGAGGGGUGACCACUCACCAAGUGGGGGUAGAUCCCUCCCUCUCACCGCCACCCCAGCCAGUCGCUCACCACUGGCCCAGCAGAGCCCAAGGUGCUGGGGACCGGCUGUGGAGAGACCGCCCGAAAACACCCACAAAACCACCAACCACCAAACGUUGUAUUUAUAUUCAUUCUGUUCAUGUCAGAAUAAACUUUUCCAACGUACAUCCCA
Molecule: messenger RNA, 1014 nt
Organism: Periophthalmus magnuspinnatus
Lineage: Eukaryota; Metazoa; Chordata; Actinopteri; Gobiiformes; Gobiidae
Gene: mylz3
Product: myosin, light polypeptide 3, skeletal muscle
Exons: 6
Coding region: 93-563 (156 amino acids)
Cellular component (GO): myosin II complex; contractile muscle fiber
Molecular function (GO): calcium ion binding
Source: RefSeq, a predicted model, not a curated record